Ramularia collo-cygni is the source of this 1764-nucleotide messenger RNA. RefSeq lists its product as uncharacterized. The coding region runs from base 1 to 1764 and encodes 587 amino acids. The record is from RefSeq and is a predicted model, not a curated record. The transcript has a single exon. NCBI's taxonomy places the organism in Eukaryota, Fungi, Ascomycota, Dothideomycetes, Mycosphaerellales, Mycosphaerellaceae.
AUGACGACCAUGACUGCGCCCUCCACCCCGCCCGUCGCGCCGCGCAAAAGUCGUCGACUGCGAACACCGCCGAGCCCACAGCAUGGCUCCUACCAUGACGAGUGGCAGCCAUAUGGUUCGCCUCGCCGCUCGACUCGCGCUACCCUCGUCAAAAAUCCAUACAGCACAUCGAACACGACGAGCAUGAAGAGCGCUGGAGGACCUUCCAAUGGUGUGCCUCCCCUUCGCACGCCAACUGCAAGAAAGUCAUCAUUCUGGCAAUUAAGCGACCUCAUCUCCCCGCCUGCUUCCCCGGAUGAGAACGGGAGCAAUUCAAAGUUCGGCAUGACCCCACGCAAACAAUCUACCAAAACCAAAACCCACAGUACCAACGCGGACACGGAAUUCGGCCACCGGGCAUCUCCAAACAACGACAACUACACAUCCUUCCGCAUCGAACCUCGAGUCGACUCGCCCUUUGACAACAAACCCUCCCCCAGUGCCAUUCGCUCAAACGGCAUGAAGGAUACCGCACGCAUUUUGCGCUUCCAGCCGGCCGACCCAAAUGACUGCUUCCCAACUAAGAAGCAGACGCUUAAGCAACGCAAGCACGACGCUCAGCGACUGAAUAAUUUCACGCUCGAUACCGAUAGCAUGCGCGGCAUGGACAGCCGGACAGGCGCCCAGAAUAAUAUGAAUAUCUACACCGACACGCACGCCCGCGUCCCGGAGCUCGAUGACUCCGAGGAGAACGUAUUCUAUCGACCGUCAACCCGUUCUCGUGCGCGCACUCGUCCUCAGCCACGGAUACCAACCACCUCCUGCCCAGACUCAUCCCCGGCCAGGCGCCCGCCGACUGCUCAGCAACUUAGCGACGCGCGUGAAAUGCAGCGCGCUGCCGACAAUGGCGAGGGUACCAUUCAGAUGUUGUAUGUAUUUUGUCUCGCCUCCUACUUCGGUAUCAAGCUAACACACGACAGCCGCGGUAGAAAAGUCUUCCACCGAUACGACGAUGUCCCAGCGAGCUCUCCCCACAUCAGCAAGAGCCUCAGUCAGCGCACACUUCGGCGAGCCGCUGGUAUUGCGGCAGAUCGACCCAUGACUCGUAGCUCUCUCCAGCCGCGCUUGCUGUUCCCGGUGUCCGCCGAGGAGGCUGAGACAGACAUUGAUGACGACAACGUCGAGGCCGAGACCGAUGUUGAAAUUCAUGCCGACGAGGAUGUCGAGAUGUCGGACGCUGCUCCUUCUAUGGAAGGCGAAGGCGAGGAGGCGCCGUCUGCUGUACCCGCCACGCCGGCCAAGGGCAAAGGGCGCGCCCAACCGUCCAUGUUGGAAACUCCGCCUACCACCGGACGCGUUACUCGCAUGAAGGAGGUCGCGGAUGWUAUGCCAGCCGGGAGCGCACUCACGUACAAAUCAGCAGAUCCCGGUUCCACAAGGACUCCGAACAGCAAGAAGACAAAGCGUUUUGCGCUUGUGGAGAUUGCGGGGGAAGAUGGAGACGACGAGCUCGAUAAUCACAACGAUGGUCUCAUGCGCCCUCCGCCAACCCCGGCUCGUCGUGGUGCUGCACGCAAGCAAGGAUCCAACGCCGUGUCGCUCACCGAUAUCGCGGAGGAACAAGAACCGAAACCUUCCACCACGGCUAAGAGGUCCAGCAGUCUCUUCGAUCACUGGCCGCGUACUAAGAGUUGCGGCCGGAAGCGCGAUGGAGAUAUGAUGAGUUCUCCCACCUCCAAGCGGACUACGCGCGGUGCAAGAGGCGGCGAAGACGCUUCUGCUUGA